This is a messenger RNA of Fomitopsis serialis, 1146 nucleotides long. RefSeq lists its product as uncharacterized. The record is from RefSeq and is a predicted model, not a curated record. Lineage: Eukaryota; Fungi; Basidiomycota; Agaricomycetes; Polyporales; Fomitopsidaceae. Bases 172 to 777 code for a protein of 201 amino acids. The transcript has 4 exons.
AACCCGCGACGAAUCCAGCCGACGGAGCCGCCUCGGACAUCAGUCCUCGUAGAAGAGCCACAGUCGGACGUGAACGGCGAGCCGUCUACUACGGCGCUCCAACCUGGUAGCGAAUCCCUGGUCGAGGAUGAUGCUACCGUUGGCGACUCGGGUUCUAGUACGGCAGGGUCUAUGGUCAGCCUGACCGAGUUCGCAUCGAGCCCUGCGCUGGAAGAGUCAGAACACAAGGUCGUUCGAUCCGAUGCUCCUCCUGGUGCCGACGCAUCUCAGUCUGGUGAACGGGGGCCGGUCUCAAUGACCCAGACAGGCAGCUCUGGCUCUGGCUCUCGCCCAGCUGGCGAGAUGAUCGUUGCUGGUCCCGCACAGGCUAAGGGCAGGAGGAUCGAAGACGUUCUCACGCCGCUUCCUAUGAAAGUUAUCACUCAAGCAGCCCUAGACCACUUGCAAAGGACAUGCGGAUUCAAUCACGUUCUCUUUGUUACUGCUUCUGAUUUCGUUCCUGGAGAAUCCAUCGAGGAUUCGUACUUCAUCAAGCCGUCCAUGGUCUGUCACAAUGGACAGUGGGCACCGUGUAAGAACAAAGCCUUCAACAAGCGCAUCGCAAAGGGACAAAUAGACUUGAUCGCCCACCUUGGCGGUGCCCCCUAUUACUUAGGAACAUACAUCAUCACGGACAACCCAGAGCCCAUGACGGCUGAAUACUUUCAGGGACUUCCUGACGUCGUGAGUCGGGUCGAAGCCUGUGCUUUGGGUACCAUUCAUGCUCCUCUACCCUAGACCCAACGAUGCCUAGUCACGGCCACAGGACCAAAGAAUGAAGCUCCGGAUAUAAUGUCACGCUACCAAAAUGGUACACUCACUGCCCUCAAAUAUCGAGCCCGCCGCGUCGACCUCAACAGAACGUUGGACCAAUAUCUACGCUCUGCCCUGGGAGGAGCUGGCAGGGCAUAGAUCCCAUUUUAUUGUUUCACGUGUGAGACUAUUCACACUCUCAUGGACAUCGUUGUUAUAAUAUCCACCCUGUGAAUCAUUGCGAGUCCACCGUUGGCACUCAUGCAAAUUUGAAGGCCCUGCGUUGUAUAGGAAGUAUGUACCUUCCGUUAUGCAAUACCGAAGCCUGCAGCCCUCGCUGUUACUGGAGACGGC